AUGCGGGUUCUUUUUUGGAACAUCAAUGGUGUUGCGCGUACAACAUCACAUUCUAAGCUUAGGGAGCUGAUUAGAGAUUUCCAUCCUGAAGUUUUUGGUCUUGCUGUACCAAAAGUGGCGUGCUCAGCAAAUUUUGGGAGGAGGCUAAUUUCUGAAGGUUAUUCUUCGUUUAUUAUUAAUAAUUCUGCUAAUGUUGGUAUUGGAAAUCUUUGGGUUUGUUAUAAGGAUGGGCUUCAUGUUUCUGUAGUUAAUUCUAGUAAACAAGCUAUUACAAUUGCGGUUGAUGGUGUGUAUAUCUCUUUUGUCCAUGCUAUCUACAGUCAAACUACUAGGCGCAGGAUUUGGCAGAAACUAGUUAUGCAAGAUUCAAUUACACCUUGGCUGGUCAUAGGUGAUUUUAAUUGUAUUUUGUGUUUGAAUGAGAAGAAAGGUGGCUUGGAAAUAAGAUCGUCUGUUAUUGAUGAUUUCAGUGAUUGGAUGGAUGACAAUAAUCUUUUUGAAUCGGAUUCCUUGGGAAGCAAAUUCACUUGGUGUAAUAGGCAAUCUGGUACUAGGCGUAUUAUUAGUAAGUUGGAUCGUGCAAUUAUUAAUGCGGCUUGGCUUGCUAAAUUUGAGAAUUGGCGGUGUAAAGCUCUUCCUAGGGAAGUUUCCGAGCAUUCUACUCUUUUUGGUUAUCCUUUUUCUGUUCCUAGGCCUUGUCGAGCUCCUUUUCGUGUUCAAAAGAUGUGGUUUCUGCAUGGGGAUUUUCUUCGGAUGGUCAAUGAGAGUUGGACUUUGUCUGUUCAUGGUUCUCCUGAUUUUAUUUUCCCUUAUAAAUUGAAGCGACUGAAGAUUGCAAUGAAGGAUUGGAAUCUGAGGAUUUUUGGUAAUGUGAAUUCUCGUUUGAAGCAAGACCAACUUCAUUUUGAGACAUCAUCUCUUAUUUCAGAUGAGGAUCCUAGUAAUACUGCUAAACUAAAUGCAAUGAAGGAUGCUAUGAAAACUUUAUGUGAUACUCGUUUGCAACAGUUAACUAUGCUCAAGCAAAAGUCUAGGAACAAAUGGUUGGUGGAGGGUUCAAGUAAUUCCAGUUUCUUUCAUAAUAGUAUUAGAAUUAGAAAAAGUUUUAAUACUAUUUCGGAACUUGUUGAUAUGAAUGGGACUUGUUUGACAAAUUAUGAGCAGCUUCGUAAUCAUGUAAUUCAGUUCUAUGAAGAUAAGUUCAAUGGCCAAGAUCCGGUGAUUGAAGGGGAUUUAUUUUAUUUUGAGCAUGCUUCAAUUUCUGUUGAGGAGAGCAACGCCAUGGAUAUGAUUCCUUCCCCGGAAGAAAUUAAGCAAGCUGUUUUUGAUCUGAUUGCGGAUAGUGCCCCAGGGACGGAUGGUUUCUCUGGUUGUUUCUAUCGUCAUUGUUGGGAUAUUAUUCAUGAUGAUUUAACCAAGGCCAUUAUUCAUUGUUGGAAUGCUGGUAGUAUUCCAAAUGGUGUUAAUUCAUCUUUUAUCAUUUUGCUGGCUAAGUCUGCUAGAAUUUCUGUCAUUUUGAAUGGUAGUCCGGAAGGUUACUUCAAAAUUAACAGAGGUUUGCGUCAAGGUAAUUCCAAAAGUCUUCAUAAUCUUGUAGACUUGUUGGGAAGAUAUCAGCGUGCUUCAGGUCAGACUGUUUGUUGUCAAAAGAGUAAGAUUUAUUAUGGUGGUGGUUCUUCGAGUUGGUGUAAUUAUAUUGCAUCUUAUUUGGGGAUGAGUGUAGAUACUUUUCCGGACCGCUAUUUGGGAGUUCAAAUUAUGCCAGGUAUUGUUCGAUAUCGCCAUAUUAGCAAUGUUGUUGAAAAUAUUAGAAAUCAGCUUGCUGGUUGGAGAGGGAGGUUAUUAUCUUUUCAUGAUCGCAUUGUUCUUGUUAAAUCAGUUAUUGCCAGUUAUUACAUUCAUGAUAUGGCUAUUUAUAAGUGGUAG
Papaver somniferum (opium poppy) is the source of this 1926-nucleotide messenger RNA. RefSeq lists its product as uncharacterized. The coding region runs from base 1 to 1926 and encodes 641 amino acids. Lineage: Eukaryota; Viridiplantae; Streptophyta; Magnoliopsida; Ranunculales; Papaveraceae. The transcript is spliced from 3 exons. The record is from RefSeq and is a predicted model, not a curated record.